Ictalurus punctatus (channel catfish) is the source of this 3792-nucleotide messenger RNA. RefSeq names its product broad substrate specificity ATP-binding cassette transporter ABCG2. Gene Ontology annotation, cellular component: plasma membrane. The transcript has 15 exons. NCBI's taxonomy places the organism in Eukaryota, Metazoa, Chordata, Actinopteri, Siluriformes, Ictaluridae. The record is from RefSeq and is a predicted model, not a curated record. Bases 1565 to 3541 code for a protein of 658 amino acids. Gene Ontology annotation, molecular function: ABC-type transporter activity; ATP hydrolysis activity; ATP binding.
AUAACAUGAAGCCUUCAUACGUCUCUGAAUGCCUGAUCAUCUAUGUUCCAAAUCAUGUGCUAAUUAUCUCUAGUGUUCCAUGUAGGAAACAUUAAAAAGAGUGAAAAAAAGGAUUUUGUUUGUGCAGAUGUGGAAGAUGUGGAACGUUAUCAUUGAAUAUUUGACAGAACAUAUUUAUUAAUUUCAGCUUUUAACUAGUUUUUAGUUUAUUUUCCUUACUUUUACUGGCACAUUACAUUUACCUUUAUGUUUAUAUUAUUUGAAUUAUUGCACUUGUAGUCUUUUUUUUCACAUUUUUAUAAUAAUUUUAUCAUUUAUAUAAUUCGUAUAACAUAUAACUUAGUUUUCUCUUUUUUCUGUGAAAUUAAUUAAUUGAUUGAUUGAAUGAUUUCAGUGUUAUAUUUUAUUACUAGUUCUUAUAGCUAUCAGCCUGUUUGACUGGUCAUUUGAAUCGAAUGAGUUUAAUGAAAACCUCGUUAACUCAAUAAAAGUACAACGUGCACCUAUUGUGUUCAGGAAUAAAACACGCCAUCGUUCCAACAAAUUACUGUGGCACACAUUUGAAUAAUAAUCUUUUUCUGUUGAUGAUCUCUCUGUGUCUGGACGGUGUCAUUAGUCUUGUUUGAAUCGUCUUAAUAUGCACGGCAUGGUAGAAUUUGAGUUGCUUAUGCAAACUGAAUGUAGCAUGCAAUAGGUCAAGAGAGAUGCUACAUCACGUACUGGUGGACGGUGUUAUUUUUAAAUAUAUUGCAUCUUUGAAAUAUUGGCAAUGAAAUAUUUUCAAUUCAAUUUGUCAUAGAAAUUUCCACUUCCCACUGGAUUACAUGUAAAAGAUGCCUUGAUGGUUGGAAAAUUGUGAAUAAAGUGUGGAAGCAACUUAACUGUUGUUCUGAUAAUGUUUGUUGUUAGCUGCGAAAGAAAUGUGACGUGACGACAGUUCAAAACCAAAGGCCGAAUUAACAGAAAAAUAGGAAGUCAGGAAAAAUAGUAAUUGAGGCGAUCUGAAUGAUCUGAGGAUACAAGAAAUGUUGGAAGGCAUUAUGAAGUUUAUCAGGGGGUACAAACUUCUAACAUCAUUUAUUUUUUCCCUCUUAUUAUGGAUCUUAAAAUCCCACCUCCCGUGUGUGUGGAGGUUGUAUGUUCUCCCCGUGUUUCAUGGGUUUCCUCCCCCAGUCCAAAGACAUGUGUUGUACUCUGGUUGGCAUUUCCAAAUCGUCCAUAUUGUUCUUGAUUGUGUGUGCGAUUGUGCCCUGCGAUGGGUUAGCACCCCAUCCAGGGUGUCCCCCACCUUCUGCCCCAACUCCCCAAGGAUAGGCCCCAUGCACCAUUUGACCAUUUUUUGUUACCUGUAAUAAUGAAUGAACCUCCAUGAAACCUAACUCUAAAUAUCUUCUUAAAGUAAAUUGCUUUAAAGUCUUUUUCAGUUUGUCCAAAGGGUGUGCAAACUUUUGCACUCUGAGGAACUAAGUCUCUAUGAUGUAUUAUCGUGCUUGAUUAUCAUAUCCAUUAACCACUACUUUUUUUAAAACUAUAGAUAUAUAUAUUUGAGUGAAAGCCUCAUGAGAUGGAGGGUCAAGAGAAUCAUAUCCGCAUUCACAUGAUUGAGGACGUGGGCCAUGUGAAUGGGACGUCUAGACAAAGAGUCAUCACCAAAGAUCCGGUUGCACGGCAGCACGGAGCCACUGUGAGCUUCCACAACAUCCAGUACAGUGUAACGAUAAAGAGUAGCUCCUGUAAGAAGAGCGUCACUAAGGACAUCUUGGUGGACCUGAACGGAAUUAUGAAACCUGGUUUAAAUGCCAUUUUAGGCCCUAGUGGAAGUGGCAAAUCUUCGUUUUUGGAUGUGCUUGCAGCAAGGAAGGACCCCUUGGGUCUUUCUGGUGAAGUCCUGAUCGAUGGAGCUCCACAGCCAUCCAAUUUCAAAUGUCUCUCGGGCUACGUUGUACAGGAUGACGUGGUGAUGGGCACUCUGACCGUGCGAGAGAAUCUGUGUUUCUCGGCUGCCCUUCGUCUUUCAUCUGCUAUAAAAAUGAAAGAAAAGGAGGACAGAGUUAAUCGUCUCAUUUCCGACUUAGGCCUCAGUAAAGUGGCAGACAGAAGGGUGGGCACUGAGCUGAUUCGCGGCAUCUCUGGAGGUGAACGAAAGAGGACCAGCAUUGGCAUGGAGAUGAUCAUUGACCCCUCUGUACUGUUCCUGGAUGAACCCACUACAGGCCUGGAUGCCAGCACCGCCAACUCUGUUCUACUGCUGCUUAAACGAAUGGCCAAUAAUGGACAUACUAUUAUCAUGUCCAUCCACCAGCCACGCUACUCCAUCUACCAGCUCUUUGACAACCUCACACUGCUGGUCAGCGGCAAACAAGUCUACCAUGGACCGGCCCACCAUGCACUGGACUACUUUGCCAACAUUGGUUAUGAAUGUGAAACCCAUAACAACCCAGCAGAUUUCUUCCUGGAUGUCAUUAAUGGAGACUCCAUAGCUGUGUCUAUGGCCAAGCUGCAGACUGCAGAAGAUAUAGAACUUGAGGAGCCUGGAAGCACAAGGCAGAGCAUUAAAGAGCAUCUGGUGGAGGAAUACAAGAAAAGCAGCUAUGCUCAGGAAACCAAGGCUGAACUGGAGCGUAUCAUGAGGGGCAAAGAGUACAGCACCAAACCCAAGUCCCGCACCAUCACCUACAACUGCGGUUUCUUCCACCAGCUAAACUGGGUCGUGAAGAGAAGUUUCCGGAACCUGAUACUGAACCCUCAGUCUUCCGUUUCACAGUUUGCAGUGACCACCUUCUUGGCAUUCACUAUUGGCACCGUUUUCUUUGGAGUGAAAUACGACCAAAGAGGCAUACAGAACAGGUUCGGGGCUCUGUUCUUUAUCGUGGCAAAUCAGUGUUUCAGUACACUGUCAGCUGCUGAGCUUUUCAUCACUGAGAGGAAGCUCUUUAUACAUGAGUACACCAGCGGCUACUACAGCGUAUCUGUAUACUUCCUGUCUAAGGUCCUGUCUGACAUAAUCACUCUGCGCACGAUUCCUGUUGUAGUCUUCACCUGUAUCAGCUACUUUAUGAUUGGAUUCAAGCUCACACCAGCAGCAUUCUUCAUAUUCCUGUUCACAGUGAUUCUAUUGGUGCACACUGCCACAGCUAUGACCAUAGCCGUCUCUGUUGGUCAGUCUGUUGUGGCUGUCGCAACCAUCCUCCAGAACCUGGUCUUUGUCUUUAUGAUGAUCUUUUCUGGUCUGCUGGUGAAUCUGGAAAGCGUCAUGGCCUGGCUCGUCUGGCUUAAGUACUUGAGCAUCCUGCAUUACGGACUCACGGCUUUGGAGAUCAUAGAGUUUGUGGGACUGAAAUUCUGUGGCAAUCUCUCUGAUGAACUAAUAUCCAACACCACUCAGGGAAUCAUCUGCACAGGUGAGCAACAUCUCCAGGCCCAAGGAAUCAACUAUUCUACAUGGGGAUUAUGGCGGAACCAUAUGGCCCUGAUAAUUAUGACCAUCAUAUUCCUCAUCAUCGCCUACAUCAAGCUGAGGUUCAUGCGCAAGUUCUCCUGAGUGCUGAGAUGCCUGUUCUGUUGAAUUGUCUUUCCUGCAGAUUCGCUGCGUUCUUUUCUUUUCGGCGGGAUUUUUGAAGAUUUCAGGAGUAACAAGAACACUUAGAGUUCCCAUGUUGAGGCCUACAGCUUGAAAGGUUCUGCAUUUGGUCAAAUUGCCACAAGUUGAUUGUAAUGAUGAAGGAUAUUUAUUCUAAAUGACGUAACGACACGUAAAUAAUACCAUGUGGCCAGUUGUCUACACAGUUAGCA